Molecule: messenger RNA, 2143 nt
Organism: Misgurnus anguillicaudatus (oriental weatherfish)
Lineage: Eukaryota; Metazoa; Chordata; Actinopteri; Cypriniformes; Cobitidae
Gene: pglyrp2
Product: peptidoglycan recognition protein 2
Biological process (GO): peptidoglycan catabolic process
Molecular function (GO): N-acetylmuramoyl-L-alanine amidase activity; zinc ion binding
Source: RefSeq, a predicted model, not a curated record
GCUUCUGUUUCGCUUUUUAGUUAAGAGGAUAUAAAGUGCCCAUAGCCCCUCUACAAAUUUGAUAUUUUCAGGGUCAAUUGCUCUUGCUUCUCUUGGCCACAAGAGGGAAGGCCUUAACAGCACAAUGCCUUUGCUGUUUUCGGAAAUCAAUGCAGUAGCUACAAAUUUCUCCACAGGCUUUAAACUGCAUGCACAUCUUUACUGUUUUGCUGUGACAUUAUAUACCAUACAUUUCGUAAAUCUAAACAUGACCUUUCCUCGUUUCCAGUAAAACUCACAACAAACAUAUUUGUCAUUCACUGCCAUCCAAAAAUCAAUAUUUGUAGUUAAAUUCAGGUUAUGGGGAAGACCUUUACUCACUUUGACAUCAAGCCAAGGUACAUACACACGUAAAACAUCACACGUGUAAUCCCUUACAUUUCACGCUGACCAAGAAGAGCACCACUGUAAUAUACUAUCUGAAGUUUGACUCAUUUGCAUACUACAAGUCUAGCACUUUAGUGUGAUACACUGAAUAGUGAGUGACAGUAAUGAGCAAGAUACAAGGAGCACUAUGGAUUAUUACUAUGACUGGAAUAUGCUUAGGCAUUCAGAAUACUGUUACAGCAGUUCAUCUGAAGACUAUGGAGCACUUUGUGUCUGCUGUUCAGCACUUAGAAGAUUUAAACCCAAGACUGACUCCACUGGCUUUAUUGUCAGGUUUACGCAAGACUAUAGGCCAACGUGACAACAUCACCUCCAGUUUCCUAGGAUCAUCUGACAAUAGCACCGACAUUCACUACACAGAUUCCAACAACAGUUUCAUCACAGCAAAGUUGAAUGUGAACAGAAAGUUCUUUAGGUUUUUCAGCAAAGCCAACGAUCAUUUCAUAACAGAAAGUCAUGAAGAAAAGGGAGUCGUUCUGACUCCUGAUGGCACAACUGUUGCCCUUGCCCCCCUCCUUCUUGGUAUUGAAAAUGGCCUAAAAGCUAAAGAGGACGAUGUUCGACACCACAACCACUACCUUCUCCCACUGGCCAAGAAUUUAGCCCUAUCAUUUCUUCAGUUUCAAAAUUCAACAACGGCUAAGUUGCUUGGCCCAGAUGGUUGUUGGGACAGCAUAUCUACCCCCAUGGUUUUCACUCUUUCAGGACAGCCAUCUUUGGCCACUGAUGCUGUGGUCCAUGGAGGAAUGGAUGGUGCUAUACUUGGGAAUCACCUUUCUGUUGUAAAAUUAAGUCAACUGCUUAAAAGCUAUUACUUAGACGACGUAGAAGAGUUUGAUCACACUUCCCACAGUCACCUGAGGGGGCGCUAUCGCAGACAAAAUUUUCACAACAUUACAAAUCCAUCAUUGCUUCGAAAAAAAGUAUCGGAUGCCUUGCAAACUUAUAGAUGGCAAGGGAAUAUCGCAUCAGAAAGUCUUUUAGAAGAGGGAAUGAGAGAAUUUGUCCUGCGUUAUAUGGACUGUCCUACCAUCAUUCCAAGAUGUAUAUGGGGAGCAGCACCACCCCACGUUCCUCUUGAUUCCCUGUCUCCACCCCUGCCUUUCCUUUAUAUUCACCACACAGAGAUUCCUAGGAAACCCUGUGUAAACCUCCAGAUGUGUUCCAAAAAUAUGAGGGCAAUGCAACAGUUUCACCAGAAAGAUCGAAAGUGGCAUGACAUCGGCUACAGUUUUGUGGUCGGGUCUGAUGGCUACAUCUACGAAGGUCGAGGUUGGAUGUCACAAGGAGCUCACACCAGAGGACGUAAUCAGGUCGGGUACGGCGUCGCUUUUAUCGGGAACUACACCAGUGAUUUACCCUCCCGUUACACCUUGGAGUUGGUGCGGCACCAUUUGAUCAAAUGUGGGGUGAAGAAUGGAUUUCUACAGGAGAAUUUUACUAUGCUGGGACACAGACAAGUAGUAAACACAUCUUGCCCGGGGGACUUCCUGUACUCUGAGAUUAAAGCAUGGGAACACUACAAAGAUAUGGAUCCUUUUAAGUACCAAUGAGGACAUCUUCAUGCCACCCUGUGAAUAAUUGUCGAAAUAAUGUCUAAUAAUAUAAUUUAAAGCACUAAAACACCAAAAUUUUGUUUAUUGACCCGUUAAACUAAUGAUAGUGUUGCAAAAUGUGAGUAAACAUUACGUGUGCAGAAAUAAAAAGUGUGCAUGUG